This is a messenger RNA of Aspergillus nidulans FGSC A4, 976 nucleotides long. RefSeq names its product putative heme/steroid binding domain protein. The record is from RefSeq and is a predicted model, not a curated record. Bases 227 to 976 code for a protein of 249 amino acids. The transcript has 2 exons. NCBI's taxonomy places the organism in Eukaryota, Fungi, Ascomycota, Eurotiomycetes, Eurotiales, Aspergillaceae.
AUUCUGCAGCAUUAGGACGAUCAUUUAAAUAGGUCUGUACAAGGCGUCGUUAAUCAUUAUCCUGGAGACUCGUUAGGUCUGCUUUACUGAGCAAUCAGUGAUCAACUCAUACGUUUCAGAAUCUUUUAGAAAUAUCUGUCCUUUCACUGGCGCGCUCGGCAGCCUUAUUCUCUCCUAUUAUUUACCUACCCACUUCCUUACCAACAUCUCAGAUGCCAAUCUACUCAUGAUGUCUGAAGUCCGCCAGAGAGCCGGUGUCCCCAAGGACGCAUCUAGGUCCACUUCUACAACUAAAGACCGCGGUAAUGAUGCGCAAUCUAGAACUCGCAGCGGCAUUAGCAUCCUCGACAUCUUCCGUGUGAUGGUCUCUUUGGCAGUCGUCUCCUGCGGUUUAUCAUACUAUCUCACCGAAACUGUAACAUGGGGGUAUAACCCCUGGUUCACAAACUGGUCACAGCUGGUGCGAUAUGUUAAAGGCCCAAUAGCCUUAACGCCAUCAGAGCUCUCCCUCUACGACGGCACAAACCCCGACAGGCCCAUCUACGUUGCCGUGAACGGGACCAUUUUCGACGUGUCCGCGAACCCACGCAUGUACGGUCCCGGUGGUGGCUAUCACUUCUUCGCCGGGCGCGACGCAACCCGUGCGUUUGUAACGGGAUGUUUUGCUGAGGAUCUCACGGACGAUCUUACCGGUGUUGAGGAGAUGUUUAUACCUAUUGACGAGCCGGAGGAAUUGGAAAAGUUGAGUAGUGGGGAAAAGAAAAAGAGGCGCGAACAGGAUAUGCGGAACGCAAAAAAGAGGGUCGAGAAGCAAAUUGCGCAUUGGGUGGGAUUUUUUGGAAAGCAUCAGAAGUAUUUUGAGGUUGGGAGGGUUGUUAAAGAUGACACGGAGAAGGAUGAAAUGAAGGGGAAGAGGGAACUUUGCGAGGCAGCAAGGAAACAAAGGCCCAAGAGGGAGAAGAGUAAGAGUGCCUAA